This is a messenger RNA of Xenopus laevis (African clawed frog), 2330 nucleotides long. It is a transcript of the gene clmp.L, whose product is annotated as CXADR-like membrane protein L homeolog. The record is from RefSeq and is a predicted model, not a curated record. Bases 399 to 1397 code for a protein of 332 amino acids. NCBI's taxonomy places the organism in Eukaryota, Metazoa, Chordata, Amphibia, Anura, Pipidae. The transcript has 7 exons. Gene Ontology annotation, cellular component: cell surface; cytoplasmic microtubule; membrane.
GCUGGGAGGAGCAGGUCUGGGAGGUUGCAUGUGGAGAACGUUGUGUGCUGUGGUUUUUCCCCCCCUCUCUACACUCCUUUCUUUCCACAGAGGUAUUAGGCAGCUGCUCUUACAGAAUCAUGCUACAUUCAGACUUUAUUUUGUUUUGAAACGUUUCCUGUACAACUCAUUUCUGUAGGUGGGGAUCGGUUAAGUUGCGGAUAGCUAUCCGGGGGCAGAAGAAAGUUGCUUCUUGGGUAGCCACAUGGAGGUAAUUACGCUUCUUGCAUUCCACAGACUGUGAUGCUCCCCCAUGCAGGGCUGACUGCCAAUCCAGCAGGAAACCAAUGUUCAGCAUUGUGCCUUCCUUUCUGCCCCAUCUCACUAUCCCAGGACUUCUUCUGGACUAAUGAACAAAGAUGCACACUUUAAUCCAAUCUGUUCUGGGUCUAUGGUAUGUCUUGGGAGCAUUAGCUCAGACAGAAAUCAAGCUUGUAGCAGAUGAGAAUGUGACACUUCCAUGCCGCCAUAGCCUCGGACACCUGGGGACACAGAGCUUGGAUAUUGAAUGGCUGUCAAACAUUUCUGAUUAUGGAAAGCAAGUUCUGCUCAGUUACAGUGGAGGACAGGUCUACGAUGCUGAAAACCACAAGGGACGUUACAGCUUUGUGUCCAAAUAUCUAGAAGGAGAUGCUUCACUGUUCAUCAGAUCUCUGCAGCCCAGUGAUGCGGGACAGUACAUCUGCAAAGUCAAAAAUGCAGGACAGUAUACAUGGAGUUAUAUUACAGUAAUUGUUUUGGUUAAGCCUUCAGAACUAGCAUGUAGCUCAGAAGGAGAACAACUUGAGGGGAAAAAUUUGACAUUGAAAUGCAAGUCAUCGGCUGGCACAAAACCCUUGAACUACCGCUGGUUCCGAGUGAAUCUCAAAGAUGCUGUAGAAAGGCCCAUGCAGAGUACAGCACGCAGCGGACCAGAAAAUCAACUGUUGUUGCAUAAUUUAAGUAAAACAGACAAUGGAUCCUAUCGAUGUGAAGUGUCUAAUGAAGUAGGGAUGCGAAUCUGUGAUGUACAUGUAACUGUGCAGCGUGUGAGCAACACAGGAAUUCUAGCAGGUGUCACCUGUGGAGUAGUGGUUGGUGUGUUCCUUAUUUUCCUUACAGUCUGGCUGCUGUUUCGUAAAAAGGAUUUCAAGAAAAAAGAAGAGGAAGAAUACUUUAAUGAAAUUAGGGAAGAUGCCGAAGCCCCAAAAGCUCGACUUGUGAAGCCUGGAUCAUCUUCCUCAGACUCCAGAAGCUCUCAAUCAGGUUCUUCAUCUACCAGGUCUACAACAAACAGUGCCUUGCGGAGUCAAAGGACUCAUUCGACACAGGAAACUCCCCAUGGUGAGCAAAGACAUCAUUGUCUAGAGAAGAUAUAGCAGGAAGGAAAAAAAAUGAACUUUUUAAAGCAACAAAAUGAAGCCAUUUUCUCUACUAACCUGGAUGUGAUCUGCGGAGAUAUUGUGGACAUGCACAUUAUUUAAAAAAGAAAAACUUUUGAGUAGGCUGGUUGAAUUCAUUUUAUCUGUCACUUAAAUUUUUAAUCUUUUUACAACUUGGAGAUCUACAGUAUUACAUACAGCAUAUUGUAAAUGGUACUAAAAAGUUACACCUAUGUUCUGAUUUUCAAUAAUAUGAUGUAUUUAUGCAGAACCUAGAUAAAAGUACAAAAGUGGAAUGUGAAUAAUAACUACAAUGCUUUUAAUGCAUUUUGCUAUUUGAACAAUUUGUUAUUGGAGGUCUUCCGAGAGGCAACACCUUGAUAAAGCAUUGUAAUCAAUGUGAAUUGUUUUAUAAGGGAAACCACAUAAAGUCUUAUUUUAUAAUAAAAAUACAAGUUGAUAUUACAAUACAAAUUAUUUUAAGAAAGUACAUUUUCAUGCUUAUUAUCAUGUCUAUAUAUAUGUGUGUGUUUCAUAUUUUGCAUCCUCAAGAAUUUAAGAUUACAAAUUAUACAGAAUUUUUAGGAUAGCUGACAAGAUGUGGUUCAGAUCCUAUUACCUGAUCCAUAUUCACGGCAAGUAAAUCUAUUAUAAUUUAUAAAAAGUAUUUAAAUAUUUACUCUUUUGAUAUCAGACAACUGACCAUACAAAUCCAUUUACAUAGUAUGGCUCUAAAACUAAGCUUAUACCGCCUACACUUUACAAUUCUAUACAGUUUUUUUAGUGCUGUCACUUUCCGUCACAUCAAAGAUUCAGAUUUCAUAUAUUUUUAAACAUCAUUGGAUUUGUUUCCUAUACCUCAACUAAACGCGUAUUUAUUUAUUCUUACUUAUUCAUAUUUUCCCAAUUACAUAAAAAAAUACCUCUCCA